Messenger RNA from Larimichthys crocea (large yellow croaker), 6446 nucleotides. It is a transcript of the gene kcnq4, whose product is annotated as potassium voltage-gated channel subfamily Q member 4. NCBI's taxonomy places the organism in Eukaryota, Metazoa, Chordata, Actinopteri, Sciaenidae. The transcript is spliced from 16 exons. Gene Ontology annotation, biological process: potassium ion transmembrane transport. Gene Ontology annotation, molecular function: voltage-gated potassium channel activity. Gene Ontology annotation, cellular component: voltage-gated potassium channel complex; membrane. The record is from RefSeq and is a predicted model, not a curated record. The coding region runs from base 922 to 2970 and encodes 682 amino acids.
AUGCAACAGCACAUCAAGAGAUAAGACUUGCACCAACCCCCCUACUGUAUUUCCAGGUGAAUAUGAAUUAUCUUUUGCUGAUGUCACUUUUGGUGGUCAGAUGACACAAUGAGAUCCAGCAGAAGUUUGGGGACCACCUCACAAUGCAUUCCUCAGAGGCCCUCAUGACAGACUUUCAGAGUUGCUGAGUUGUCUGCGAUUCUUGACAUCACACUGAUGGUCUUCACUUCUGCGCGCUCCACCCCGCCUGCAGGAGCAAGAGGAGCGCUGGACCAGAGAGACGCGCACAAGGAGGGGAGAGCAGGCUGAUGUUGGCGGCUGGUGGCGAGUCUCACUCCGCCAAUUCAAACUCUAGAAACAGCUAAAGACGAACUUGAUGAAAUGGUUACUGUAGUUAACUGUAUCUUGGAGGAACACAGAUCCACUGCAUGACCAAGCGCGCUCGCUUUGCUUCGUAGUUGAUUUAUAACUGCAUGUUUCAGGUGUAUUUAUGGUAAUAGAUCAUAAGUCAUGGCAGGUCGUUUGCAGCUCAACUUGGUUGUUUUCUUGGAGUCAGUGCAUGCGUGAUUACUUCUCAGCACCCCGCUGCUUACUUCUUCUUCUCCACCUGACUCCUAACAAUGAUCGCUGAAGGUCACGUUCCGGCGCGACGCACUUGUCCCACUAUUGUGCAUCUUUAUUUUUGCGAGCGUGACUUGAUUUAUAGAUAACUUUAUAAAUCUGAACUAAUCAAACCGAGGCUGACAGAUAGCAGGGAUGCUCUUUACCCAUGUGUUUUGAUCGGGUGACUAGUUUUAGUCCACUUUAAAGCCAAGACAAACCGGACUAUGACUCGGUCAAAACUUUGCAGAGCGCUUUUGCGGAUGAUCCAGUGAAAAAACAGUGUCACAUCUUAUGUAGUUUAACAGUGUCCGCUUGAAGAUGUUAGGAAGUCCGUCAAACAACGGCGGCAUCAGAAUGCUGGUGCCGCCGGCGCCGACCGACGACAGGCGGGUAGAGUUCGUGGCUCUCACCGCUGUCCACACGGAGAGAAGCGAGCCAUCCACCCCGGAGCGCGGACACCCGUCUAACCGCACAGGUCUGCUGGGCACCCCGCUGCCCGGCCCGCCAGGACCCCGGGGCAACGCGUCCGUUUCAAGCAAACGCUUCAGAAAGUUGCAAAACUGUCUGUACAACGUGCUGGAAAGACCAAGAGGAUGCGCAUUCAUCUACCACGCAUUCAUUUUUGUGCUGGUGUUCAGCUGCCUGGUGCUGUCUGUGUUCUCCACCAUCCCCGACCACCAGAAGUUCGCCAACCAAGGCCUCUUCAUCCUGGAGUUUGUGAUGAUCGUGGUGUUUGGGUUGGAGUACUUCAUCAGGGUCUGGGCGGCUGGCUGUUGCUGCAGAUACCGUGGCUGGCAGGGACGUCUGAAAUUUGCCAGGAAGCCUUUCUGCGUCAUAGACUUCAUAGUAUUUGUGGCAUCGUUGGCGGUGAUAGCAGCUGGUACGCAGGGGAACAUCUUCGCCACGUCAGCCCUGCGCAGCAUGCGUUUCCUGCAGAUCUUGCGUAUGGUUCGAAUGGACCGACGGGGAGGCACCUGGAAACUACUGGGCUCAGUGGUUUACGCUCACAGCAAGGAGUUGAUUACAGCCUGGUACAUAGGUUUCCUGGUGCUAAUCUUUGCCUCCUUCCUCGUCUACCUGGCAGAGAAGGACAUCAACUCAGACUUCAACACCUAUGCAGACUCCCUCUGGUGGGGGACUAUUACUCUAACCACUAUUGGCUACGGUGAUAAGACACCUCACACCUGGCAGGGACGACUCCUAGCUGCUGGCUUUGCUCUUCUGGGAGUUUCCUUCUUUGCCCUGCCUGCCGGAAUACUGGGGUCAGGUUUUGCCUUGAAGGUACAAGAGCAGCACCGGCAGAAGCACUUUGAGAAGAGGAGGAUGCCUGCUGCCAACCUGAUACAGGCUGCAUGGCGUCUCUACUCUACAGAUGCCAAACACUCCUAUCUAACAGCCACAUGGUACUUCUAUGACAGCAUGUUGCCUUCAUUCAGAGAACUGACGCUUCUGUUCAGUCACCUCCAGCGACAGCGUAACAACAAGAAGGUUCUCCCCAACUCCUACCACACGUUGCUGUCUGGGCUGCGGCCCUACAGCUCCCCCUACCUGUCGGGGGACAGCAGUAAAAUUGGUUUCCGGGAUCGGAUCAGGAUGAACAAUUCCCGAUCAUCCCAAACCAUUCGAAACAAGGCGUCACCGCUGCCCCCGGGCUCCAGUGUCCGCCAAUCUCCCAGCCAGGAGAACGUCCCAGAGGCCACCAGCCCGGGGAAGGUCCAGAAGAGCUGGAGCUUUAAUGACCGCACACGCUUCCGCACAUCUCUUCGCCUCAAACCACGCCCACCUGUUGAUGUGGAAGGACUCGGGGAGGACAGUGUGGAAGACAAACCAUAUUGUGAUGUAACCAUGGAGGAAGUAAUCCCAGCAGUGAAGACGCUCAUACGAGCUGUCAGGAUCUUGAAGUUCCUCGUGGCCAAGAGGAAGUUUAAGGAGACGCUGCGGCCAUAUGAUGUGAAGGACGUCAUAGAGCAGUACUCUGCUGGACACUUGGAUAUGUUGGGCCGUAUCAAGAGCCUGCAAAUGCGGGUGGACCAGAUAAUUGGGCGAGGAACCAUGCAGUCCGAUAAGAAGGCGCGCCCUGAAAAGGGAGAGAAGACGCCGCCAGAAUUGGACUCACUGGAUGAGCUAAGCAUGAUGGGACGUGUAGUCAAAGUGGAGAAACAGGUACAGUCUAUAGAGAACAAGCUGGACCUCCUGCUCAAUUUCUACUCCCAGUGCUUAAAGAAAGGCUCAUCCAACUUCACCCUAUCCACCCUCCUGGACCCUGACCUGACAUCUGACUACCACAGCCCCACGGACCAAAGAGACCUCUUCACUUCCGCUAACACACUCAACAUCUCCAUGUCUGAGAGCGGCAACUUGGAAUGACAGUGAGCUGAGCAGUCCUGGGGCUGUUCGAACACUGACACAAACCCUUUACAGUACGUCUUCCUGCGGCUGAGUCCUCACUUCGAGCAGCCCGACCUUAAUGUCUUCUCUUCACUUCAUUUCAUAUCUGUCUGGGAUGAUUUUUACCUCUCAAUCUCAAAUCUGCACCCCGCACCUCUUUCUUCCUGAAGUGAAUGUGUUUCUAGAGCGAGUACAGACAGAGGCCACCAGAUGGCUCCACCUGACAAGGAGCUUCAGCCAAAGCUACUCACCGCACACGCACAUGCCUCUCAACCCACCCAAGAUGAGGACAGGGAUGAAGAGAGGAUACGUGAACAACUAUGACUUGACUACUGAACCACUUUCACCCACUCACCUCACGCUAUGUAUCUAUGCCUACUUUAAAGCUUCAACUGUAGAUAAUCAGUCAUUAAGCUUUGGAUUUUUGUAAAUCUUUGGAGAAAUCUUUUCCUCCCCAUCAUCAUUUUCUUAUUUUCUUGGUUGCUUGAAUCAACUGACUGAGAGUUUGCUGACUCAGUUGACACAGACAGUGCUGCAAGUGCCAUGCCAGUCAUUUGUUCAGUACCUUAGGAUGGCAUUGCAGUUCUUGAUACUGUGAUGAAUUUAAUGGGUCCCACACCACCAUACAAACGAAAAAAGCACUAAAAGGAGCUGAAAUAAUAUGCUCUCUCAGAACUGGGCGGACAGACUGGGCUGACAGCCACCUCGCCAAAGCACCAAACCUCCACGGUACACCUUCCUAUCCGAACGAGGGAUUUUUAAAUGGGUAUAUCCUGCUUUUAUCGCCCCAAAAGAGGUGGGAGAAUGUGUUGGGGUGACUGAUGUGUACUGUACAUUGUUGUUUGUUUUCAUCUCCAUUCCUUCUCUCAGAAGUUAUGUCUCCAACAAGCCCACUAGCAAAAAAACAAAACAAAAAUCCAAGACAUUAUUCCCUGUUUGGCUGGCAUUCAGGUGAGGAAUGUUCCUACUUCUUUAAAAUUUAAUAGAGCCAAAAUGUCCUCUUGAAGGUUCAAAGUCCAUUCUUUGCAAUGUUUGAAAGUCUACCGUAUCUCCUUGAGUAUUUCAUUAACCUAACCUUGUGUUUUUAAAAGCCCUUUAUGCCUUUCUGUCUUGCAGCCCCACCCCCCCAGACAUGCAUGUUCCUUUCAUCAGUCCUGUAGAUAAUAUUUCACUGAUUCUCAGUCAGAAUUUAGACAUUAAUGUCACGUUUUCUGCACUGCUCCUCAUCACUCACCUCUAGCCUCAGGUCAGGCAGUCAGUAAUACUUCACAACCUUUCUUACCAGAGGAUAGUUCUCACUCUUACAGUCAUUGGAUGCUAUGUGCUCUUUUGCAGUCUGCAGAGACAAUGCAGAGACUUUUCGGUCAGUUUUUAAAACAAUGAACAACCUGUAAGGCAUCCAGGUCUAACGCAUGAUUUCCAGGCCAUUAUCCUCAUGAAUGCACAUGUCUUAGGAAAUGGUUCCAGCCUUACAGCUUCAGGGUUGGGCUCCGGUCACCACCCGUAGGUGUUACUGACUAUCAUUGCCAGUUCAUUUUACUCUCUGCUGUUUUUUCUGGUUCUUCCUUGGACAUGUUUGAUGGACAGGAAAUGCUCUGUGCUUAUGGACAAAACUGGAGAGUGCACAAAUGCACACACACACAAACACACACCUACACACACACACACACACACACACACAUGCACAUAUACAUAAUGAAAGCAAUUCCUUUACUUAAAUACUUCGGCACUUGAUAAAUAUACCACGUUUUUGUCUUGUACAAUUGAACUUUUUGUUUUGAUUUAUUUACUGUAAUUAUGUUCAUGCACUCGAUUUUUUUUUUGUGUAACCUAUAAUGGCAAAUUUCUAUGUUUUUUAAAAAAAAUGAUUUUGGUUGUUAAAGUGAAUGUAGGAGUUCAGUUAAUAUAUUGAACUCAGUUAGAUAUGAUCGUUAAAUAAAUGUAGCAUUUUUUUUUUCUUCGUCAAGUUGAAUCAUGGAUGACACAACUGUAACUACACACAGCUGAUCAGGUUCACACUCACGACUCGCAGAGCUCAUAUGUAUAUUUUUUUAAUGUCAUCAGAUAAUUGCUGCCAGCUUCUACUGAGAAAACAUUCACAGCACUAUAUUUGGCCAGUGAAAACAGUUUGUCUGUCCCUGCAAGUGACUCAUUUAUUUGGUCCAGUCAAGCCAGUUGACUCAGGUGCUCCACUUUUCCAUUUAAGCCAAGCCUAGACUUCAAAUAAUGAAUGUACUUCAUUUCUCGGUCUAUGUAGAUGUGUAUAUGAUCUUGUUGCCAUGGGGAAUAAAAUGGCACAGAUUAUGCUGUUGGCAUCACACAAUCUUUGCAUUUUAUUUCAUAGAGAAACACUAGGUCACUUUAUUCUUUGACCUAACUUAUAGCAGAGAUGUCUACUUAUUAGAGGCAUUAUUAGAUUGAACACUUCAUUGUCAUCUGGAAUGUUGAGCUUCAUGAAACCCUAUGUGACAUCACUGUAUUGCAUGUUGUUGUUAGUGGUGGCCCCAGUGUUAGAAGAAAAAAAAAAAACAACUUAAGGAUUUUUGCUGUAAAGCCUUGAGUCAAGACGUGAAAGGAAAUGACCUGUGCCUUCUCUGUCCUCGUUCUGUAACUGAUAUGGUUCUGUCUCACACUUAAAUAUUAAUGCUGCUUUUAAGAGAACAGUGUUUCAUAGGGGUAUCACAUGAGGAUAGCCAUGCUCCCUCUUUCUUUUUUGCAAAGCCUUGAUCCAACUAAAGAAACAUCAUCAAAAUGGUUCUGAACAUGUAAUUUUAGGGUUUAGGGUGCUGCAACCUUUGAUAUUUUCGGACAAUAUUACUGUAUGUUUAGCAUAUCAUUGUAACUUGAGCAGGACCUCCUCGCAUACACACCCUUACUGUAUUUAAACACUAGUCAGAUUCGGGGGCUGGAGGCAUGGACAUUUGUAUUGUCACAGGAAAACUCUGCAGGCAUGUGUCCUUUCAUAAGCAUGUCACAUAGAGAAAUAUGGCUUCCACACAACUACCUCUGAGGCCACUAGGGGGCGCUAGUCUAGAAAACCGAGUAUGAGAAACAGUAACUGAUUGUCUAACUGACUGAAUGCUAUGCAUGACUCAAUCUGCACGUUCUCUUUUUCACUCUGUUCUUCUCCACGACACCCGACCAUCCAUCAUUCACUGACUUGCUGCCAUUUGACAUUCCAGCUCGUUGCCCUUUAACUGCUCUCUUAGGUAUUGGAACUGUUGUUAAAAUGAAACAUGAACUGAUCAAAGCAAUAAGCAAAACAAUAAGCCAACAAAGUCUUCCAAUUCCAAUUGGUGUAGCUACUGGUUGAUGAAAUAUCGUGCUUAUUUUAUUUUCUAAUCUAAUGCACACCUCUAUUUGAUCUUUUAAAAAGAUACGAAAAUGUGUAUCUGCUGAGUAUAAAAUUAGCUCACUUGACUAACUUAUUAAUUUAUUUGUUUCAAUAAAGCUCU